AUGGUUUCGAGCUUAGAUAUGUACAUUAAGUUGAAUAAUCAAGGCAAAUCAUCGGACCAAAAAUAUUACCAGGUAACAAGAGGCACUGCCAGAUCUAAGCUUAAAGGCUAUGAUUGCCCUGAUUGCCAUGCCUUCUUUAAGGCCUUGGACGACAAUCAGCUAAGGGAAAUCUGUUCGAGGCACCGUUGCCGACACGAACCAUUGGGCCCCCAGCCGGAUAUAUUACCUAUAAACAACAUACUUACUACAGUUAAUCAAAAUGCACCAGAUACAGUUAGCGAUAUGUCUAACAGCGAUCGUUCUAGACGUGUAACUUAUGGGUUCAGUAAUGAGGAUAAAGUAUUUGAUUUUUAG
Messenger RNA from Babesia microti strain RI, 354 nucleotides. RefSeq lists its product as hypothetical. The record is from RefSeq and is a predicted model, not a curated record. The coding region runs from base 1 to 354 and encodes 117 amino acids. The transcript has a single exon. Lineage: Eukaryota; Apicomplexa; Aconoidasida; Piroplasmida; Babesiidae.